This is a messenger RNA of Penicillium manginii, 1749 nucleotides long. RefSeq lists its product as uncharacterized. The record is from RefSeq and is a predicted model, not a curated record. Gene Ontology annotation, molecular function: monooxygenase activity; flavin adenine dinucleotide binding. Bases 1 to 1749 code for a protein of 582 amino acids. NCBI's taxonomy places the organism in Eukaryota, Fungi, Ascomycota, Eurotiomycetes, Eurotiales, Aspergillaceae. The transcript is spliced from 4 exons.
AUGGCCCCAAUCAUCCCCUCCCACGAACGCCCCGAACCAGGCUCAAUCAACAUCCCCCUAGGAAAAUUCCCCGAAACAUCAAGCACAACACCACCCGACCCAUCCAUCAUCGCAUCCAAAACAAUCACAUCCCUCAACACCGCCCUGACCGACCCCAACAAAUCCGCCCUAAAAACCCUCUUCCUAGAAAACAGCUACUGGCGCGACCACCUAGCCCUAACCUGGGAUUUCCGCACCAUCCACGGCGCCGAAAAGAUCACCGAAUACGCAACCGCGCAUUCCAAGGUCCACGGCAUUGAAUUCUUCGUUAAGAUCGCCGCGCCGAAUGGGCUUGCCCACGGCGUGAUUCGACUCGCGGAGGAAAAUGGCGAAUGGAAGAUUUUCACCGUCUUCACUUCCCUGGUGCAAGGCGGGAAGGCCGAGGUCAAGAGGGAGGAAGGCGUUCAGCAUGGUGAGGUGAAGGGGAGGAAGAAUUGGGCCGAUCGGAGGACCGAGGAGAGCGAGUAUACGGAUCAUUCGCCUGCUGUUCUUGUUGUUGGAGCCGGCCAAGCAGGACUAACUAUAUCCGCGCGUCUGAAAAUGCUCAAUAUCGACGCACUGGUUAUUGAUCGCGAGGACGCUGUUGGCGAUAGUUGGCGGAAACGCUAUCACCAGCUUGUUUUGCAUGAUCCCGUUUGGUUCGAUCAUAUGCCUUACCUGCCCUUCCCGGCGCAUUGGCCGAUCUUCACGCCGAAGGAUAAGUUGGCCGAGUUCUUUGAGAGUUAUGUUAAGUUGCUCGAGUUGAAUGUUUGGACGCGCGCGGAGGUCAAGUCUGCGUCUUGGGAUGCGGGGAAGAAGAUCUGGACUGUUGUUGUUGAGCGGUCGAGGGGGGAUGGGCUUGUUGAGAGUCGGACUUUGCACCCUGCGCAUAUUGUCCAGGCGACGGGACACUCUGGGGAGAAGAAUUUGCCUGGUUUUAAGGGGAUGGAGGGGUUCCUUCGGAGUGGAGGGGGGGCUCGGGGAGAUGGUGCUGGUAAGAAGGCUGUUGUUGUGGGCGCUUGUAAUAGUGCGCAUGAUAUUGUUCAGGAUUACUGUGAGAAGGGGUGGGAUGUUACGAUUGUUCAGCGGAGUUCUACGUGUGUUGUUUCGUCGGAGUCGAUUGUUAAUAUUGGGUUGAAGGGGCUUUAUGAGGAGGGGGGACCGCCGACUGAGGAUGCGGAUCUUUAUUUGUGGAGUAUCCCGCCGCCGCUUUUUAAAGUGCAGCAGAGGAAGGUUACACAGGCGAUGAAUGCGAAUGAUGCAAAGACUAUUGAGGGGCUGGAGAAGGCUGGGUUCAAGGUCGAUCGGGGACCCAUGGAUGCCGGGUUAUUGGUGAAAUAUCUCCAGCGUGGCGGGGGGUAUUAUAUUGAUGUUGGAGCGAGUCAGUUGAUCGUUGAUGGCAAGGUUAAGGUUAAGCAUGGACAGGAGAUCAGCGAGGUGUUGCCUAAUGGGCUUCGCUUUGGGGAUGGGUCGGAAGUGCAGGCAGAUGAAAUUGUGUUUGCCACUGGGUAUCAGAAUAUGCGGACGCAGGCGAGGGCCAUCUUUGGCGAUGAAGUCGCUGAUCAGGUCGGUGAUGUUUGGGGUUGGGACGAAGAGGGUGAGAUGCGUACUAUUUGGCGCAGUACAGGCCAUCCUGGAUUCUGGUUUAUGGGUGGUAACCUCGCCCUUUGCCGGUACUAUUCCCGACUGCUGGCGUUGCAGAUUCAGGCAACAAUCGAGGGAUUGAAUUAA